Molecule: messenger RNA, 3113 nt
Organism: Penaeus indicus
Lineage: Eukaryota; Metazoa; Arthropoda; Malacostraca; Decapoda; Penaeidae
Gene: Vdup1
Product: arrestin domain-containing protein 4-like
Exons: 8
Coding region: 259-1302 (347 amino acids)
Biological process (GO): protein transport
Cellular component (GO): cytoplasm
Source: RefSeq, a predicted model, not a curated record
UGUGUUAUCCAGUGAUUUAGAGGCAUUUUGAAACGCUGUCCUGUUAGAUUCAAAUGACCUGUGAAAACCACUGGGAACUUGAGUGCUUUGUAUAGACGCAAAUUACGCCUAUUCGGAUAUUAUAGAAUCACAAUAGGAAAAAAAUAAAGAUACUGGAGCGCAGACGGUGUUCCCAGGAGCGGCGGCGAGGGAGAAGGAAGUGAAGCCAAGCCAGGCGUGAGAGGUAAAAAGGAAACGCAGGACGGAAACGGAGGAAAGAUGGCGCGGAAACUACAAAAGUUCAUAAUCCUCUUCGACAACCCGAACCUGUUGUAUUUCCCCGGGCACUUCAUCUCCGGGAGAGUCAUCGUGGAAUUAGAGGAAGACACGUCUGUUUUAGGUGUCUAUUUCCACGUGGUGGGCGAGGGCGUGGUGCGAGUGUCGGACCGCAGGCAGCAGACGUACACAGAUAAGGAGAACUACAUCGAUUUCCGCAUGCGACUGCUAGGAGAGCCAGACGAACGUUUUCCUAUGGAGUCCGAAGACGCCAGUGAGUCCCGCGGUCAGGGUCCAAUCCUGCUGUCCCCUGGAAUCCACAGCUUCCCCUUCAAGCUCGGUCUGCCGCUCGGUUUGCCAUCCACCUUCCUUGGCAAACAUGGCUGGGUCCAGUAUUACUGCAAGGCUGCCUUGCGAGAACCUAAUGGCCUCACCCACAAGAACCAGCAAGUCUUCAUUGUUAUGAAUCCCAUUGACCUUAAUCUUGAACCUUCUAUUCUUGCUCAACCCUUCCAUUGUGAGAUUGAACACAUGCUGGGUAUGACAUGCAUGACCCAGGGACCUGUGUCAUGUCGUGUGAGAUUAGACCGUGGAGGAUACGUGCCUGGAGAAACCAUUAGCAUCUGGGCCAGGGUACACAAUCAGAGUCGAGUCACCAUAAAGAAAACACGAGCAUGUUUGACAGAGACAAUUCAAUACAUUUCCAAGAACAAGGUAGUCCAAACAGAGACAAGAGAACUGUCUUCAGUGAGCCGUGGCAAGAUUAAAUCCAAUGACACAGACGACUGGAAGUAUGAACAGCUGUAUGUACCACCUUUGCCACCAACAAAUCUUCGAGGAUGUCAUCUCAUCAGGAUACAAUAUGAUGUCUUUUUCAUCAUUGAACCAAACAAUCUGGAGAAGGACAUCAAAUUGCAACUGCCCAUCAUGAUGGCCACCUACCCUUACCGCAACACCGACGGAACUUUGAAGAAGAAGAAGGGAGCUCAGUACCCAAGUAAUCUACCUAUCUUCAGACCAUGGCUUGAGGAGAAGACCUUUGAAUAAUGAAAGUGUGAAUUAUACAUAACCAGUGGAGGAAGGUGCUCAGCUCCCCUCUCUUUCUCACUUUUUGAACAAUCACAUGACUUUGAAGAGGGCAAAAAAAAGGUGAAAUAUCCAAUCUCUGUUGUCUUGAUGAGUGAAUCACAAAAAAGGGAAAGAACAGUGUGAUUCUGGAGGACUUAUGAUAAUGUGUAUAACAGAUGUUAAGGUUGCAUGUAGGUGUAGCUUUAUAACAGUAAUAUCUAGUUAUGAAACCAUCUGUUUUUAUCAAUGAAUUUUAUCUCAGUUGUAUGAAAUAAUUUUCAUAUAUAAUUCAAAUUCACACUGAAAUCAAAGAGAACAAAACAUCUUGAUAGCCUCCAGUGAUGAGCUAUAAUAUCACAGAGAUUCAUUUAAGUUUAGUAAGUCAUUACUAUAUCAUUUUGUUUACAUAUUCAAGUACUGUCUUUCACCCUCAUGUUCUUAGGUGAACUUGAGUCUAAGAAAGCACUCACAAUACUCUUCAUAAAUAUCUUAAUCCAGUGAAACCUGCAUUAUCAUUUGUGUUUAUUGAUAUCACAUUAUGUCAUAACUAACAAUGAUUUUGUGAUUUUGUCUAUUUUUUAAGUAUUUCACCUAUGUAUAUAUGAAAAACUAAACCUGGAUAAAGAUAUGGCAUGGAAGGGUUUCACGCUUUUCACCAGCUUCAUGCAAAAGAAUGCUUUGCCUUUUUGCAUUGCAAAAAGUGCUUUAUUCUUUAUGGUGACAAUCUUUCCAUUAGUUUGAUGUAACUUUCACUAAUGCACAAGUCAUUCUUAUCUAUAAAUAGUUAUCAUAGUUAUCAUUCUUGAUUUGAGACUAGUUUCUUUGUUUCUGUAUAGUAUUCAUUAAUCUUACAGAUACUGUUUUACAGUUUUUCAUAUGAAUGAGAUUAUUUCAGUUUCUUGUAUGUAUGAAAAAGCAAAAGCAGAGUUAAUUAACAGACAAAUUACUCAAAUUAUGCAUUAAGACACAAAGAUGAUUAAAGGAUGCUUGCUGGUGUUACUUUAUUAAUGUUGUAAAUGGGAGUCUCUUCUUCAGAAAAGGGAUUCCAAAGCUCAAAGUGAGUAAUCUUGUCAAGGGAAUGUCUUUUUCCAGUAUGAUGUAUUUAUUGUUAAAGGUUAUACAUGGUGGUUCCUUUAAUUAAGUGUGCUGAUCUGUUUGUGGUUGAUAAUAGAACUUCUGUGUAGGGAGAGACAGAAUUAAGCAAUUAUAGCUAUAAUAUGAUUUAAACCACAGUUUAGUGACAUAUACUGCCUUGUAAAUGAUUUUAAUGAUCAGUUUAUUGCAAGGCAUCUCAUAUUAAUGUUUAUAUCAACAUAUAACAGUCAACAUAGAUAUGGUUUGCUCCAUGGCACUAUCUUUUAGGCUGUCACCCACAUACCUUUCACAUCUUUUGAAAGAGUGUGCUUUUGGGUGAGUAUAGAUAUCAGAUUAGUAGAAUAAAGGGAUCAAGUUGCAAAAAAUACAUUUGCUCAAAAUCGAGCUCUUAAGCUUGUAAGCAAUUUUGUCAUGUAUAUUUCAUGUGGCUUUUCCCUAUGAAAUUUAAGAUAAUUAUAUUCAUCUCACCCAAAGCCACAUUUAGGCCCUCUGUGUUCCCCUUCAUACAUGUGCACUAGCUCAGUCAAUAAUCUACGGUGCCAUAAUGACUCGGGCUGGUGUAAUGCAUCGUGGGACAGCACUUACAGUAUGUCGUUACAAGAGCUGGCAUGUCACCAGUAUAACUUUUUUCUUCCAUGUAUAAAUUUGUCAUAGUUAUUGUAUUUCUAAUAAAAUGUAAAGACAAAAACACAUUA